Messenger RNA from Kickxella alabastrina, 2137 nucleotides. RefSeq lists its product as uncharacterized. Lineage: Eukaryota; Fungi; Kickxellomycota; Kickxellomycetes; Kickxellales; Kickxellaceae. The record is from RefSeq and is a predicted model, not a curated record. Gene Ontology annotation, molecular function: RNA binding. The transcript is spliced from 2 exons. The coding region runs from base 92 to 2062 and encodes 656 amino acids.
UGAAUAAAUCAACAAAGAAACGGCUAGUUUUUCCUCCAACUAUUUUAUAUUUACUUAUUUACUUAUUUGUAUUUCUUUCCCGUUAUUCGAAAUGGUUUCUUACACUGACUUGUCGCCACUCAAGCAGCCGGAUGCACCAGUCGCAAUUCACUUGAAUGACCCACUUCCAGAGCAAAUUGCCAACACAUUGCCCCCAGCUGACGAGUGGCAUGAGGAUUGGAGCCAAAUGCACUCGAAAAUUUUGUACUUUGGCGGCGUCACCGAGGACGCUCUGCCCGAGCUGCAGAAGCUGUUCAAGUCGUGUCGCGGAAUUAGGCUAAAUGUCGACCCCCACGAGUCUGCACAAAUAACUGGAAACGUAGAGUUCCGCAACGUUUAUGACACCGAAAAGGCCAUGGUCGUGCUGAAUAAUAAAAAACUGAACAGCGCCAACAACACGCUCAAAAUGACACCACUGGCGGGUAACCGUGAGCUGGCGCCGCCUCCCUUGGGGGGAUUUAUUUGGAUUAAGCACAUUCCCGAAGACGCGACCGAAGCGACGCUGUAUGAUUUCCUGCGGCCCUCCGGACCCCUCUACGCGUGCUCCUUUCCCACUUUGCCUAACGGCCAGCGCAAGGGCAUUGCGUACGCCUGCUUUACCGACGAGUCCUACGCGCAGAUCGCCAUUGAGCAGUUGAACUAUGCAGAAUAUCUGGGGAACAACGUUUCUAUUCAGAUUAGUUCCCCGCCGCGCCAAUCGCGCUCGUCCAAUGCGAGCGCCGGCCGGAGGAACUCGGGAAAGGCGCAAACGACAAAACUGAUGGUGCCGCAGUCGGAGUCUCGGCGUGAGUCUGAUCCUGUGUCGCCGACUUUGACACCGCAGUCUGCUGCGCUUCUACCGCCGCCGUCCCGCCAGUCGUCGCUGCCACGGCCAUCCACCAGUCUUUCCAUAGAGCAGCCCAUUAGCGGAUCUGGGAACGGUCUUGGUGGGGUCAUUGUUCCCGGCAAGCUCUUUGUGACCAACUUGCACCCGACCGUGUCGCACAAGGAACUAUUUGCGCUGUUUAAAAAGUACGGGUACAUUCAGUCUGCGCGGGUCAGUAUUGAUCCUGGAACAAAAAAAUCGCGCGGCCAUGGGAUUGUUCAGUUCAGCGACCCCACUGCCGCCCUGGACGCCCUGCGUGAGUGCCAGGGCGCCGACAUUAAGGGUCGCAAGAUUACCAUGUACCAGUACGAGCAUGUCAAUAAGCAGGCUGGCGGUACGUCUUUGCAUCAGAAUCAGCAGGAGCCUGAGCACGAGCAGGAUCAGCAAGCGGCUGUUGGCAAGCCUUUGGUCGAUGACUCUGCGACCGGCCAGCAAAAACAGCCUCAGCAGCCUCAGCGACAGCAGAAGCGGGAGGAGGGUGAUGUACCGCCUGUGCGCGUGGACCAGCUGGCAAGCCAGCAGAACACUGUUCCGUUUCCGCGGCCGGCCUCCGUGGCCAGCACCAUGGCCCCAGCCCAGGAUCCGCUUAUUGAGCCAAUUAUGCUGCGCAACCUAUCCGAAUCCUCGCGGAACGAGAUCCUGACGCAGAAGCUGGCCGCCGAAAUUGCCGCCAACCCUGCCAUCGACGUCGGCGACGCCUCACGAAUAGUCUCCAGCUUUAUUAAGCGGCCCCUUGAGGACAUCCUUGCGCUUCUCAGUGACCCCAGUUUGCUGGCCUCCGAGUGGGACCUGGAGGAAAAGGCUGCUCUUCACAUGCCCGCCUAUCCGACCAUGGGCGUGCCAAGUAGCCCGAAGCUCGCAAACGGCACAACCCAGAAGCCCGAGGGCGUUCAUUUGCAAGACUACGACAGCGAAGUCGAGGAGUAUAUUGAGAUGUUGCUGUCCAAGCCAGAAAACGAGAGGAAGAAGAAGCUGGGCUCGAAGCUGUUCCCGCUCAUCAAGGGCAUGGGUCACAAGGAGUCCACCAAGCUGACUGUGUGGAUUCUGGAUCAUAUGAGCCACGAUGUUCGCUCGCUGGCAUACACUCUGAAUGACCCAACAAAGCUCUACGAGAUUGUCGAGGAGGCGCAGAAAUCUAUUGGCAGCGUAUGCAAAUGAUUUUAUUUUAUUUUUAAACGUGUUUUAACCUUUUUCUAAAAAAGUAGUUUUCUACUUUGAAUCAAAUUGGCUGCG